ACCCACAGGGAGGUGAUGGCUCCUGACAGUCCUUGCUCUUCCACUCCCACAGGCAGCGAAUACGACGAGGAGGAGGUAGACUACGAGGAGUCGGACAGCGAUGAGUCCUGGACCACAGAGAGUGCCAUCAGCUCCGAAGCCAUCCUCAGCUCCAUGUGCAUGAAUGGAGGGGAAGAGAAGCCUUUUGCCUGCCCAGUUCCUGGAUGUAAAAAGAGAUACAAGAAUGUGAAUGGCAUAAAGUACCACGCGAAGAAUGGUCACAGAACACAGAUUCGUGUCCGCAAACCGUUCAAAUGUCGGUGUGGGAAGAGUUACAAGACAGCUCAGGGCCUGCGGCACCACACAAUCAAUUUCCAUCCCCCGGUGUCGGCUGAGAUUAUCAGGAAGAUGCAGCAAUAACAUGCUGGUCCUAACUGUGCCAAGAAAUCCUCACCAGCAGUUGCUGAUUUUGAAAACAGCCACCUUUUUUGAGGGGAAGCAUUCAGCAACCCUUUAGAGAAAAAGAAUUAAAUGCAUGCUUUAAAUUUUUUCUGUAAUUUUGGAAUGAUGUAUCUUUGUAGUUAAUGAUUUUGUACAUUUGCACAUGUAAUCAUCAUACCCAUUUUCAUUACUUUGAUAUAAGGUGCUAAACGAAAAAAGCUCUAGGUUCUUCAGCACAUUUCCCCCAAAACAAAACAAAACUGAGGGCAUGUUGCGUAUUGUUUAGUUGUACUGCAGUGGUAUCAAAUGGGGGGAGGAGGGGCUGGCACUGAGGUUUUUUUCAAGAUUGUAAUGUGAUUGAAGUUUUUCAACACAUCAGCUCACGUAAGUUCAAAACCAAAAUAAUUACCUUCAUUAUCAAACUGGUUACCAUGCCUUACAUAAUGGAGUUAGUAUUUGUGAGUAGAAAGACUUUAGGUAGUGGAAAUAUAAAUAAGAAAGAAUGUUUAACAUAAUAUGCUAAAAAUAUUUUCAUAUUUAAAUAACAUACAUAAAAGGUGUGCUUUCUGUGUUUUAUAUUAUCUUGCAAAUCCUUUGCCCUUUAAAAAGCUAAAAAUCUUGCCACCUGACUUACCAACUGUUUUAAUGUUAUAAAUGGCAUUGUUGUAUGAAAUAGUCUAUUCAUUUUAACACAUUUGUUGAGUGCCUGCUGGGUACAAGGGAUUCAAUUUAUGACUGAUAUUUGUGGACCAAGGUACCAGUUUAGUGAAAUACUUUUCCCUGAAAUCUGUUAGGAAACACUCUGAAAUACUUAAGUGCAAAUUUUGUGUGUGUAAAAUUUAGUUUUAUCUUCAUCUUGAGAUGAAGUGUUCAAGCACUUUGUAGUUCUCUAUUGCCAACAAUUUAAUGUUUGUGUGUUGCCAAUGCUUGCAACCACUGCCCUAAACACAUCUGUGGGUUGCAAAUCAGAGUAAAAUUUCAAGAACGUUUCAAAGAGGAACAUUUUUGUUAAGACCCCUACUGCCUUUUCCUCACACUCGAUAUCUAAGACUUUGUAAAAGGCACUUUUCCCAUCACAUUGUAGAUGUCUGCAUUCUCAUGUCUGUUUAGCUUUAUGAAACGUUUUGCAGAAAUAUGAAAAUGAGCCUUAUUGACAAUUAAGUGCUUCUUUGCAGCAGGUGGUCAAAGAAAAAGUGUGACUGAUACGACCCUUAAAAUAAACCUACAUCUGGAUCAUUCCUCAAGUUUUUUCCUCACCGACAGUACCAUCAUGCCUUGAGUGUUCUUUUUCUCCCAAGUGCUAUUCCUUAAACAUGAGAGUUUACCAGUUGCCUAAUAUGCAAUAAAAAUGGCUUUGAUACAGCUAACUGCCCAUAAAACAAACAGGUGGAAAAGCAACACAAACUGCUUAUCUUUCCCCAUUUUUCCCAUUUGAUUAAAAGUCUUAUACAUGGCUGGGAAGCAAGGGUCCCUCCUCAAUUUUUCAGGCAUUUUGAAAGGAUGACAAUUCUGUUAGCCAGAUGGGUAAGCUUCUAUAGUAACAAGUUGUGAAUCUCUCAUAAUGAGGGAUUUUUAAGUAUUUAUAAAGACACUGCCCUCUCAAAAUUUCCUCAGAUCUCUGAAGAGUGGUCUUGGUCCUGAAUAUAGUAUUAAUCCUGUAUGUUUAAAGGGUGAUCCAGACAUAAGAAGCAACUAGAUGGUGCAUAAGAAGGCCCUACUUGGCUAUUUCAUAUCUACCUACAAUUGACCAAAAAAAAAACAAAUUUUUUUAGGCCAGCAAUUAUUAUUUAGCUUUGCUCCUUCUAGUGCAAGAAACUGCAGGCUGGAUCGGUAGUUAACAGCUAAACAGUCAUAAAAUAGUCAUUGUGCAUGUUCAAUUUCUUUCAAUGAUAAACAAAUUCCAGUUUCUAUUAUUGUGACAGUAUUACUGAACAGGUAAGGAUGGGAAUAUUUUGUUAUACCGUGUAUAGUGAAUGUAUUGUACUGUGUUUGUGAAAACUGUGCUUUAAAUUAUAUUUUCAUAUGUUUCGUUGGGGACAGAGCACAUUAAGUUUGAGAGCAACAGAGAUUUGUUUUAGAGCUAAAGGCAACUUAAAAUUCCUGUCAAAAAAGCUGCUUAUAAAAUGUAAAUGAAAUCAAAUUUAAAAUAAACUGCCUCU
Tupaia belangeri chinensis (Chinese tree shrew) is the source of this 2579-nucleotide messenger RNA. It is a transcript of the gene JAZF1, whose product is annotated as JAZF zinc finger 1. The transcript has 2 exons. NCBI's taxonomy places the organism in Eukaryota, Metazoa, Chordata, Mammalia, Scandentia, Tupaiidae. The coding region runs from base 16 to 399 and encodes 127 amino acids. The record is from RefSeq and is a predicted model, not a curated record. Gene Ontology annotation, cellular component: nucleus.